This is a messenger RNA of Colletotrichum higginsianum IMI 349063, 345 nucleotides long. RefSeq lists its product as uncharacterized. The transcript has 3 exons. The record is from RefSeq and is a predicted model, not a curated record. NCBI's taxonomy places the organism in Eukaryota, Fungi, Ascomycota, Sordariomycetes, Glomerellales, Glomerellaceae. Bases 1 to 345 code for a protein of 114 amino acids.
AUGCCAGGUCGCCAGGCCGCCUGGUUGCCUUAUCAGCCUUGUCUCUCGUCCUCAAUUCGUUCUGCGCCGUUAGAGUCCGCUACCACGAGACCAAGUCUCAAGCAAGUCCCUGGUAACCCAUAUUUUGUGAACCCCGGAUAUAAUGCAUCGUCCCAGUCAACCGUCCCCAAGCAUGAGCCCAAUCUAGAAACCGUUCAUCUGAUCGCGGCAGAGCCCUUUCUAAAUGAGUUGAAGCUCGCCACAUCGCUUUCUAAACCAGUUGGGUUUAGCAUUGGGCUUACUCCUGAUAAAAAGUACUGGGAGGUGGCAGCUUAUCCUGGACUCUUGACGUCUCAAGAUGUUUAA